Messenger RNA from Quercus robur (English oak), 2735 nucleotides. Its product is annotated as monosaccharide-sensing protein 2-like. The record is from RefSeq and is a predicted model, not a curated record. The coding region runs from base 341 to 2554 and encodes 737 amino acids. NCBI's taxonomy places the organism in Eukaryota, Viridiplantae, Streptophyta, Magnoliopsida, Fagales, Fagaceae. Gene Ontology annotation, biological process: transmembrane transport. Gene Ontology annotation, cellular component: membrane. Gene Ontology annotation, molecular function: myo-inositol:proton symporter activity. The transcript has 7 exons.
AUGAGGAAGCUUACGUGCUGGGCAAAGAGAGAGCCAUAAGGGGCAGGUGUCUUUGUUUUAAAAGCCUUGCCACUGUUUCACUUGGCCUUUUCUCUCUGGCGAAUAAAAUCACUACCUUUUUUUCGUUUCGGUGAUAAAAAUCUCAAAUUUUCUAGACCCUUGGGAGUUUAGACCAAGCUUUUGACGCCUAAGUGAUUGCAUAGGCUCCUGGCUUUUUCUAGAUCCUAUGAUACCUCUCUGAAAGUGAUUGGUAUUAAAUCAGUGAUUCAUUGGAUUCCCUGCACCAUACAGGUUUGUUCAUAAUUGAGUUAGAGGAGUUGCUAUCAAAUUUCUAUUAAAAAUGAGUGGAGCUGUGCUUGUGGCUGUUGCUGCUGCUGUUGGAAACUUACUGCAGGGAUGGGAUAAUGCUACUAUCGCAGGGGCUGUUUUGUACAUAAAGAGGGAAUUCAAAUUAGAGAGUGAACCCACUGUAGAAGGGCUAAUCGUGGCCAUGUCACUUAUUGGAGCCACUUUGAUUACAACAUUUUCUGGAGCCAUAGCAGACUGGCUAGGCCGCCGUCCUUUGCUGAUAAUCUCAUCUGUCCUUUAUUUUAUUAGUGGUCUUGUAAUGUUGUGGUCUCCCAAUGUUUAUGUGCUGUUGUUUGCUAGACUUUUAGAUGGAUUUGGAAUUGGUUUGUCUGUUACUCUCGUUCCUGUUUAUAUAUCUGAGACCGCACCGCCUGAAAUAAGGGGAUUACUGAAUACUUUACCUCAGUUCUCUGGUUCUGGGGGAAUGUUUAUGUCAUAUUGCAUGGUGUUUGGGAUGUCAUUGAUGCAAUCACCUAGCUGGAGGUUGAUGUUGGGGGUUCUUUCUGUUCCUUCUCUUGUUUACUUUGCACUGACAGUAUUCUUCUUGCCUGAGUCUCCACGGUGGCUUGUUAGUAAAGGGCGUAUGCUUGAGGCCAAGCAGGUUUUGCAGAGGCUGCGUGGCAGAGAAGAUGUCUCUGGUGAGAUGGCUUUACUAGUAGAGGGUCUUGGAGUUGGGGCUGAAACAUCUAUCGAGGAGUACAUUAUUGGCCCAGACAAUGAGAUUAUGGAUGAUGACCAGGAUCUCUCUGGUGAAAAAGAUCAAAUUAAGUUAUAUGGCCCUGAAGAGGGUCUCUCCUGGAUUGCCAGACCUGUUACAAGACAGAGUACUGUUGGCCUUGUGUCUCGGCAUGGAAGCAUGGCAAGUCGUAGCGGUCUUGUAGAUCCUCUUGUAACCCUCUUUGGCAGUGUCCAUGAGAAGCUCCCUGAAGCAGGAAGCAUGCGAAGCAUGCUUUUUCCGCACUUUGGCAGCAUGUUCAGCGUUGGAGGAGGAAAUCAACCGAGACAGGAAGAGUGGGAUGAAGAGAGUCUUGCCAGAGAGGGUGAGGAGUAUGUAUCUGAUGCUGCUGCUGGUGAUUCUGAUGACAAUUUGCAUAGUCCAUUGAUCUCACGUCAGACGACAAGCCUAGAAAAGGAGUUGGGCCCACCUCCCCAUGGCAGCCUUUCAAGCAUGAGGCAUGGCAGUACUACACAAGAACCAGUCAGUAGCAUGGGGAUUGGUGGUGGUUGGCAGCUGGCUUGGAAAUGGUCUGAGAGAGAAGGCAAAGAUGGCAAGAAAGAAGGAGGGUUUAAAAGAAUUUAUUUGCACCAGGAGAGUGUACCUGGAUCUGUGCGUGGGUCUCUAGUUUCUAUUCCUGGUGUUGAUGCCACACCAGAUGGUGAGGUUAUCCAGGCUGCUGCUUUGGUAAGUCAACCUGCUCUUUAUUCUGAAGAUCUUAUGAAGCAGCAUACAGUUGGACCAGCUAUGGUACACCCAUCCGAAGUUGCUGCAAAAGGGCCAAGUUGGGGUGAUCUUUUUGAACCAGGUGUGAAACAUGCAUUGGCUGUUGGGGUGGGACUUCAAAUACUUCAGCAGUUCUCCGGCAUAAAUGGGGUUCUGUACUACACACCUCAAAUUCUCGACCAGGCAGGUGUUGGAGUUCUUCUUUCAAACUUGGGCCUUAGUUCGUCUUCUGCAUCUCUACUUAUUAGUGCAAUAACAACUUUGUUGAUGCUUCCUGCUAUAGCUGUUGCCAUGAGGCUCAUGGAUGUCUCUGGCAGGAGGACUUUGUUGCUUACCACAAUCCCUAUCUUGAUACUAUCUCUUGUCAUCCUAGUCCUUGGAAGUCUUGUGGAUAUGGGCAGUGUUGUGAAUGCAUCAAUCUCAACCGUUAGUGUUAUUCUCUACUUCUGCUUCUUUGUCAUGGGGUUUGGGCCAGUCCCCAACAUUCUCUGUGCAGAGAUCUUCCCCACCCGAGUUCGUGGCCUCUGCAUUGCCAUAUGUGCCCUCACAUUUUGGAUAGGUGACAUCAUUGUCACCUACACACUCCCAGUGAUGCUCAAAUCCAUUGGCCUCGCCGGUGUUUUUGGUUUGUAUGCGAUUGUGUGCCUCAUAUCAUGGGUGUUUGUUUUCAUUAAAGUCCCUGAAACCAAGGGUAUGCCACUUGAAGUGAUUUCCGAGUUCUUCUCAGUUGGUGCUAAGCAGACUGCAGACACCAAGAAAAAUUAACUUGGUUGCCAUGAUGUAUUGAAAAUUUUGACUAGUGUUUGUCUUUCUGCUUUCAUUUGGGUCAGUUUUUUUAUCAUAUACUUUUGGGUUAUGGGAAGCUUGAUUUCUGUAGGAUAAAAAAAAAGUAUCAUAUUUUUCUUGUAAACAUUAGUUUAUGGCUGAAAUGAAUGACUUUAUUGUA